Trypanosoma grayi is the source of this 1260-nucleotide messenger RNA. RefSeq lists its product as hypothetical. The transcript has a single exon. NCBI's taxonomy places the organism in Eukaryota, Euglenozoa, Kinetoplastea, Trypanosomatida, Trypanosomatidae. The coding region runs from base 1 to 1260 and encodes 419 amino acids. The record is from RefSeq and is a predicted model, not a curated record.
AUGAUAGAGCAAGAAGGGGCCAUACGCUUUCCUCGACUUGCAGCUGCUUUGUUUCGAGAUAUCCCUGCCCCGCUCCUGCAGCACAUGGAGAUGGUAAGCGGUGCGAGCCGCAAGGGCAACACUGCUGCCAAAAAUGGCAACGGUGCAAACAACAACAACAACGUCAGCGAGAAUGGCGGUUGCAAGCGUGUUGUGCAGGGCGCAGGUGCCAACCAAUUGAUGCAGACGGAGUACGGCAUCACGCCCGAGAGCAACGCGGCGGCGCGCGAGUGCCGGCCCCACAUCCACCCGCAGCGCUACGUGCGCAGCAAGGAGGCGGAGUACCGCGGCAAGAAACACAUUGACCCGCAUCAUAUGAACCUCUCCGACGAGGCAAAGCGCGAGGAAGGGCGCUACGGAAAACGACACAUAAGCACCGUUGCACAGGGUCGUGGUCAAAGCGACUUCAGUAUCAGCGCAAUGGGCGACAAUAACGGUACGGCGCAGAACCGUCCCAAUUCAAGUCCACGUAGCAAGACAAUGAAUACGUCGGUGCAGCUCGCCGAGGCGCGGGUGCGCAAACUCGCUGAGGAUCCGCGCUACCAGCAGGCGGCGCGCGAGGUGCUGCAGCACGCUGGCAGCGUGUCGAUCGUCCAGGAGGAGGAACGACUCUUGCGGCGUGUCGCGGCGGAGCAGUAUGCGGCGGGUAGCGAGGCGCGCUGUGCGGAGCUGCGCUCCUAUAAUCGGCCCGUUGAUUUGGGGCAGCCAGGCGAUGCGAUUCAGGCGCACGUGCCGUUUGCCCUUGAUGAGUCGGCGCCGCGCCCCGAUAACGCACAGGAGCACCGCACCGCGCAUUACCGCAAUGUGGAGUCGAAGCCGGAGCGGCAGCAGCAGCAGCAGCGGCGCCGCGGUGGCGGCUACGAUGCGCAGCGCCACCUGCGUGACAACAUCGUGUUGUCGCAGAACGACUACCCUGAUCCGCCUGCUGUCGGCGUACGUGUCGUGCCGCGUGUGGCGCCGAGGCCGAGCUCGGCGCAGAAGGAAUCGACAGAGUGCCUUGGUAAUGAGGCAGCGCUCCACUCCAGGGCCCGCGGCGCCCAACGGCCGAAGCAGGGGAUGCCUGACUUCAUCUUUGGCGCCCCGCCGCAGCUGGAGCCGCAGCGGCGCACAUUGCGCGGCGACACUGAGGAGCGCUGGAAGGCGGAGGAGGACCGCGCGGCCCAGCGGCGCACUGGCCGCGCAAUGGCGCGCCAAAGUCACAGACCCACUGCACUCUGGUAA